This is a messenger RNA of Seriola dumerili (greater amberjack), 1203 nucleotides long. It is a transcript of the gene nsl1, whose product is annotated as NSL1, MIS12 kinetochore complex component. The transcript is spliced from 6 exons. Gene Ontology annotation, cellular component: MIS12/MIND type complex; kinetochore. Bases 10 to 783 code for a protein of 257 amino acids. Gene Ontology annotation, biological process: mitotic sister chromatid segregation. The record is from RefSeq and is a predicted model, not a curated record. Lineage: Eukaryota; Metazoa; Chordata; Actinopteri; Carangiformes; Carangidae.
GCGGUAAAAAUGGCAACCGUGGAGACUGAAAGCUCGUCUAGUGAUGAGACAAACCAAGAAUACAGAGUUCAAGUAAGGUCGAAGAAACAAGUCGUCGGGCAGAUAAAUAAAUACAAAGACAUUCUGAAGACGGCUCUCCGCGGACAGACGGACAUCGCCGAGGACACGAAGCGAGUUUUACUGGAGGAGCUGCUGGCGAACUUUGAGGCAGCAGUUCAGGAGAAUGUGUUGGUGAAUGGACAGCCCUGGGAGGAGGCGCCUGAUGUUGAAGAGGAUGAGGACGUCGAUCUGGGAAGCCUCCUGGAUGACACCAUCGUUGAGACCACCAGGAGGCGCCGUACGUACCCGAGACAGAUCCUUCCACAUGUGGUCCAUUCCCUCAAGGCUGAACGGAAACUCAUGGGGCUGUAUGAACAUGCAGUCAAACCUCAAGAGGUGGUCAAGGACCCUGAUCAAGAGAGCAUCAUGGGUGAUUUGUCAGCAGCAGCUCCUGGGAUGGUGAAACAGGCCAUCCAGGUUAUCAAGUCGAUCAACACUCUGCAGAAACAAGCUGAAGGCCUCUGUGAGAUCCUCAACAUGAAGCCGAGUCACGCCACUCUGGAGAUCCACAGGGAAGUGUUCGGCUACAACGGCCAAUCGGACGCUCCGCUGCCCGCCGCGGGAGCUGCGGAAAGGAACAAGCAGCCAAUCAAGAGAGCCGUGGAGGAGGCGGCGGCCACAGACUGCUACGUGCCCCUCGCCAAGAAACCAGACUGCCCCACAGGAGAGGGAGAACCGGAGUGACACUUCCUGUGGCCGUCACCACAGAAGAAGAUGAUGGUGUGAUGUCAUGAACUAACAAGUUUGUUUUUACCCAGUUUUAUUGCUCAGCUGUUGAAAUAACUGGCAGCAGUGGAGAAACAGGAUAUGACUCAUUGUAAAUAUGUCUUCUUCAGGUUCUAUGUCUUAUAUUUCUACUGCUGGGAAACCAUAAGAGGGCGCUGUUCUCCUCCUGAUGAAACAAACAUAAAACUGGUUGUUUGCUCCUCCAUUUGCAAAAAGUGUCUGACUGAUUGAACCUCUGGGCAGAGGAUUCUCUUAUUGAUUAUCUUAUUACACAUGGAAGUAAAUCACUGUUAAUGUGACAGUAACGGAUCUUGCAGAGUUUUGAUGCUGAAACAAUAAAGUAAAAAGAAACUACAGUGAAUCAGAUGAAACCCCAAA